AUGCCCAGAGGCGCGGACUGGAUCCAGGGCCACGUCGCUGAGUUCGACCCCCACGACAACAGCGUCACACUGACAGACAGCCGCAAGCUGGAGUAUGAAUACCUUGUGGUGGCGACUGGCUUGCAAAUCAAGUGGGACAACGUCAAGGGGCUGAGCGCCGCGCUGGGCGAUGGCCGCGUGGUGUCAAACAUGAGCUACGCCACGGCCCCGCUGACUUUCCAGGCACUGCAGGAGCUCAGGAGCGGACACGCCCUCUUCACCAUGCCCAAGGGCGUCGUCAAGUGCCCUGGCGCCGGCCACAAGGUCUGCUACAUAGCAGAGGACUACCUUCGGCGCGAGGGGCGGCGUGGUCAUGUCAGCGUGACGUUGGCCAUGGCGGCCGACCGCAUGUUUGGCAUCCCGCGGUACUCGCAGACAAUCGAGGGGCUGGUCAAGGAGCGCGACAUCAACGUGAAGCUUACCACCAACCUUGUGGAGAUCCGUGGCGACAAGCAGGAGGCCGUUUUUGAGCAGCUGGACCAGUCUGGCCAGGUGGUGGGCCAUCAGGCAAUGCAGUACGACUUUCUGCAUGUGACACCGCCUCAGGGCCCCCUGGACGUGGUGGCCCACAGCCCUAUUGCUAACAAGGAGGGGUGGGUAGAAACAGACCCUGAGACACUGCAGCACACGCGCUACGCCAACGUAUUCGGCAUCGGUGACUGCGCCGCCGUGCCCACCAGCAAGACCGCCGCCGCCGCCGGUGCCCAGUUCCUCGUACUGCGCGACAACCUCGACGCGCUCAUGGCCGGGCGCGCCUCGGACGAUGCCCGCUACGACGGCUACAGCUCGUGUCCGCUGGUUACCAAGAAGGGUGCUUGCAUGAUGAUGGAGUUUGGCUACGAUGGGAAGAUCAUGGAGACCUUCACCCCCCUGGGCAUCGUGGACCAGCAGAAGGAGGAGCCCUUGAUGUGGUUUGUAAAGAAGGACGUGCUGCCCUGGGCCUACUGGAACUUCAUGAGUAAGGGAUACGUGCCGUGGUCAGAGUGCAAGAACAUCAUCAAGCGGAUGACUGCGGUAACAGACGCCCCGGCGGCGGUCAAGUCCACGCGCUGA
Messenger RNA from Monoraphidium neglectum, 1092 nucleotides. RefSeq names its product sulfide quinone reductase-like protein. NCBI's taxonomy places the organism in Eukaryota, Viridiplantae, Chlorophyta, Chlorophyceae, Sphaeropleales, Selenastraceae. The record is from RefSeq and is a predicted model, not a curated record. Bases 1 to 1092 code for a protein of 363 amino acids. The transcript has 7 exons. Gene Ontology annotation, cellular component: mitochondrion. Gene Ontology annotation, molecular function: sulfide:quinone oxidoreductase activity; FAD binding.